This is a messenger RNA of Penaeus monodon (black tiger shrimp), 556 nucleotides long. RefSeq names its product cuticle protein 19.8-like. Lineage: Eukaryota; Metazoa; Arthropoda; Malacostraca; Decapoda; Penaeidae. Gene Ontology annotation, cellular component: extracellular matrix. The coding region runs from base 10 to 444 and encodes 144 amino acids. The transcript is spliced from 3 exons. The record is from RefSeq and is a predicted model, not a curated record.
UCUCCAACCAUGUCUCUCAAGGUCGUCGUCCUCGCCUGCGUGGCUGUCGUCGCUCUGUGCGACAAGACACCCAUCCACGACCCCCUUCCCCCCGUCUACACCCCUAGACCUUACCACGCCCCCAAACCCGCCUACCACGCCCCCGAGCCUGCCUAUCACGCCCAUGCCCACUACGAGCCAGAAUACCCAGAUGUCCAUCCAAAGUACAACUACAACUACGGCGUCGUCGACAGCUACUCCGGCGCCAACUUCGCCGCCUCGGAGUCCCGCGACGGCUACAACACCGAGGGCAGCUACACCGUCGACCUCCCCGACGGCCGCAAGCAGAUCGUCAAGUAUGUGGACAACGGCGACGGUUAUGUAGCUGAGGUCACCUACGAGGGCGAGGCUCAGUACCCCGAGUACAAGCCCACCUACAAGCCUGCUCCCCCCGCCUAUGCUUAAGAAGUGCUCGAGACUUUUAGAGAAAAAUCUAUAGAUUUCCUUAUGAUUCGUGGAGUUUCCGACUCAGACAUUCUGACAAGCUACUCUAAAUAAAGACCUUAUUUUUUAUAAA